AAUAUUCCAAGCCGAAACACCUGCAUUGUGACUUCCUGUGAUCUCGCUUUCGAUCCUUCCUCUUUUGGGGGUGGAGGCGAGGGGGAAGUUAAACUGAAGCAGCUCGUCACUUCUCGCCUUCUCAAGAGCGACCACGCGUUGUCUCUCUCCGCCGCUUGCAGCGGAUCAGAGGAUGCACCUCCUUUUUCUGAAAAAAAGUUGCUUUGCUACCUUCGCGUGGAAAUUGAACCCAUCGUUUUGAACGUAGAAAAGCGCGAGGCACCACCUGCCUGGUGUUGGCCCCAAAGGAGCGGAGCUCAGCGGUCACCUCGUUGGGCGACGUUCCCUCUAGUCCGCCGCGGCCGUUAUUUCUCCUGUUUCCGGUAACUCCAAACGCCAGAGCAAAGUCAUGGACAACAGUCACGGCUCCUUCUUGCCUUAGAAGAUUUUUUAAGCACGUGCAGGGAGUUUCUGAAACACCCCUAUCUUUUUCCCGCCUGUUUUUUUUUUUUCUUUUCUUUUAUGGGUGUGAUUUUUCCUAUAGGAGACUCUUCCUCCCCUUGAACCAUUUUCUGCUUCGGGGGAAAAUCGGGGGAAUUUUCAACUCGCAGCCUUUUUCCAGAUUUUAUUUUGUAACCUUAAAAAUCUGAGAAUGGGUAAUGCAGCCAGCAGCAUGGAAAUGUCUCCAGCGAAGGAGAUUAAAACCCAACCGACUGCUUCUUCGCCUUUACCCCCCAAACAGCCUGCAACCCCCAAACUACCUAUGCCUAAUGCUGAGGAAUUGGAAGAACGAUUCGGACAUGUUCUGAAUUCUAUGAAUCUGCCACCAGACAAAAUGAAGCUUCUGGGACAGUAUGAUAAUGAAAAGAAAUGGGAAUUAAUAUGUGACCAGGAACGAUUCCAGGUCAAAAACCCACCAUCUGCCUAUAUCCAGAAACUGAAGAGCUAUCUAGAAACAGGUGGAUUCAGUGGAAAGUUUAAGAGACGAGUUCAAGAAUCUACACAGGUUCUUCGGGAAUUAGAGAUAUCCCUGAGGACAAACCACAUUGGUUGGGUCCAGGACUUCCUAAAUGAAGAGAAUAGAGGUCUUGAUGUGUUGGUGGAUUAUCUCGCUUUUGCUCAGUGCUCUGUCACGUAUGAUAUGGACAGCACUGACAAUGGGAGCCCUGGGUCGGACAAGGGAAAGCCCCUGGACAGAUCUGUAGAGGACCUCAGCAGAAGCAAUUGCUCUCCCACACAGGGUUCCAUCAAAACGAGGCACUUGACUGUCAGGUGUUGCCAUUUGAACCAGCAGAUCCAAACAUUCUUUCAACAAGUCCACCCCAGCAUCCCCUCUUCCAGCGCCCCUGGCACCGAGCAGGACUGUAAGCCCAGGCCACCUGUCAACUCUUACUCACCCCGACUCAAUCCGGCACACAGCAGGAAGGCCUUACGGAACUCGCGCAUCGUCAGCCAGAAGGAUGAUGUUCAUGUGUGCAUCAUGUGUCUCCGUGCAAUUAUGAAUUAUCAGUCUGGAUUCAGCCUUGUGAUGAACCACCCUGCCUGUGUAAAUGAGAUCACACUCAGCCUCAACAAUAAGAAUGCCAGAACUAAAGCUCUUGUCCUUGAGCUGUUGGCUGCUGUUUGCUUGGUCCGAGGAGGGCACGAUAUUAUUCUGGCUGCCUUUGACAACUUCAAAGAGGUUUGUGGUGAGAAGAACCGUUUUGAGAAGCUGAUGGAGUAUUUCCGAAAUGAAGACAGCAACAUAGAUUUCAUGGUGGCUUGUAUGCAGUUCAUCAAUAUUGUGGUUCAUUCUGUGGAGAACAUGAACUUCCGUGCCUUCUUACAAUAUGAGUUCACACAGUUGGGACUCGAUGAGUACCUACAGAAGCUGCGUUGUACAGAAAGUGAUAAACUGCAAGUGCAGAUCCAAGCCUACCUGGAUAACAUCUUUGAUGUUGGUGCCUUGCUGGAAGAUACCGAAACAAAAAAUGCCAUUCUGGAGCACAUAGAAGAUUUGCAAGAGGAAGUUGGACAGCUCACAGAGAAACUCCAGGAUGCAGAAAAUGAAUCUGAGGCCAAAAUUGCUGAGCUAGAGAAACAGCUGUAUCAGUCACACAAUGAGCUGGAGAUCCUGAGAGCAAGAUCAAGUGAUGAGACGGAGAAGCUAGAUCAAAUUAGCAAAGUUAAUAAGUCAGAAAGCCCUUCUUGGCUCCCAAUGCAGCUUCCACAAGAGCCAAAAAGAACUCCACUAUACUCUGUCUUGGAAGAGAACCUGGAAGAACUAGAAGACAGAGGUUUUAUCCGGAUUAAGCGGAGGCCUGACAGUGAUAGCAUCAUUGGCAUUGAGGUCAUCCCUCUUGUUACUAUUGAAGCAUCUUCAUCAACUAGCACAGAUUAUCCCUCCCUAUCUACAUCUCCUGUCCCCAGUCAUGCUCCAGAAAUACCACCGGCACCACCUCUACCUUCUAUGAAAGACAGUGAUUUUGUGGCUUUCCAUUCUUCUCAAGAGGAGGAGCUGUCACCUAUUCCAAUUCCUCUUCAACCACCACCACCACCUCCCUUAUCAGGGAUCAAUGAGCCUCCACCUGCCCCACCCCUGCCUGAGGUUGUAACGAUACCUCAAGCUCCACCAAUGCCGCCUCCUCCACCACCACCACCACCCCUCUUAACAUUUGGUGGCCCAGCUGCUCCUCCUCCACCACCACCUCCUCCCAUGAUUGAUGGAGCAACUUUGCCAGCAAGUACAGCUACUGCAGCUGUCAAGAUCAAGAAGCCUAUACAGACCAAAUUCCGUAUGCCUGUCUUCAAUUGGGUUGCUCUGAAGCCUAACCAGAUCAAUGGGACCAUCUUCAAUGAACUCAAUGAUGAAAAAGUCCUUCAGGAGCUUGACAUGAGUGACUUUGAAGAACAAUUCAAAACCAAAGCUCAGGGUCCAGGCAAAGAAUUCAGUUCCAUAAAGGCAAAGACUUUACAGAAAGCUCCCACUAAGGUUUCACUGAUUGAAUGCAACCGGGCCAAGAACCUGGCCAUCACCCUCCGUAAAGGGGGGCUCAGUAUUGACAACAUUUGCAAAGCCAUUCAGACAUAUGAUUUACAGACCCUCAAUCUGGAUUUUCUGGAGUUACUGAUGCGCUUCAUCCCAACGGAAUAUGAGAUGAUACUAAUCCGCAAAUAUGAAAAAGAGCAACGUCCACUGGAUGAACUUUCGGAUGAAGACCAAUUCAUGAUCAAAUUCAGCAAAAUUCCCCGCCUAGCAGAACGCAUGAACAUCAUGACAUUCUUAGGCAGUUUUGCAGAUACUGUACAACUCCUUCUGCCACAACUAAAUUUUCUGAUUGUUGCUUCAAUGUCAGUCAAGUCAUCUACCAAACUGCGUCAGAUUUUAGAGAUUGUCCUGGCAUUUGGGAAUUAUUUGAACAGCAGCAAACGGGGAGCGGCUUAUGGAUUCCGGUUGCAGAGCCUUGAUGCGCUUCUGGACAUGAAAUCAACAGACCGGAAACAGACACUACUUCAUUAUAUAGUGCGGGUGAUCCAAGAAAAAUAUCCUGAGUUCCUGAACUUUUCCAGUGAGCUGCAUUUUCUGGACAAAGCAGGGACAGUGUCACUGGACAGCGUGCUUCAAGAUGUGAGAAGCCUACAGCGGGGCAUGGAGCUAGCACGCAAAGAAUUCAUGCGCCAGGAUGACAGUAUCAUACUCAAAGAUUUCCUAAAGACAAACAUAGAAAUGAUGGAAAAGCUUCAGGCAGACAGUAAAACUGCGCAGGAGGCAUAUGAAUCAACAGUGGAGUACUUUGGGGAGAAUCCCAAGACUACUCCCCCAACUAUGUUCUUCCCUACAUUUGUACGCUUUAUUAAAGCAUACCAGAAAGCAGAGGAAGAUAUCAAAGUAUGGAAGAAGCAAGAAGCAGCUGCCAAAGAGGAGUCAGUUUCCCCUGACAAAGAGGAACAGGCAGUACCCAAGCAAUCUCCCACCCAUAAAGCCAAGCGACAACAGAUGGACCUCAUAACUGAGCUGAAGAAAAAGCAGAUGGUGAAAGAGCCUCUCAUUUAUGAAGAAAAAGAUGGUGCCAUUGAAGACAUCAUUUCAGGUCUACGUAUCCAGCCAUACCGGCGGGGGGAUACUGGUCGGCACAGUGGCAAAAAACGAACCACUGGGCAGACUCUUCAGGCGACCUCCGAGAUCUCACUGUGACAGAUUUGAAUGAGAACAAGCUAAAUAAGCCUUGGUUUGCUGAGUGAAGCAAGAACUCAGACCAAGAGGCCUGGACCAAAGACUUUUCCCACCAAGGAAUAAAGGGACUCAGGCCAGGAUGACUGUCCUCUCCCCUUCCCCACAUACACACUUACUUAUAACCUUUGCACAUGUAAAUCCUGCUGGCUAUGUUGCCCACUGGAUCAACAAUAUUUCUUCAUCUAAUAAGCAACUAUAAUCUUGGCCACAUUUGACUGACCUACCAUGGCAGCAGUGGGCAGGAUGGGGAGGCUCAAGUCUCUAAUACAGGGACAGCCAAUGGUGCUAGAAACCUCCACCACCAAAUCAAUAAGAAACAUCUUCCACCUCCAAAAAUCUUUGUGGCAGCUGCUGCCUCUAAAGAAGAAGAAAGCAAUUUGAUCCAGAUUCUUUCUCUCUGCUUUCUUUUCUAUCCAACCUAUUCUGGUUUCUUUAUCUAGGGCAUUCACUCUAUUUUAGUUUUUCAAUUCCUCUUCUAUCCUAGAGACAAGGUGGGAGAGGAUUGUCUGUUUUCUUUCAAGUGUGACAAAAAAUUAUGUUUGUCUAAGUACUGAUGUAGAAUGAUUACUUCCUGGGAAAGUGUAACCUCAGGAUCAUUUAAGCCAUUAUAACAUAGCAAAACAGGGCUAAUUAAUUAGUAAAUCCAAGCUGUUUCUGAGUGGAGCAAACACCCUGUAUACAAAAGCAUCCUGUUCCAGCAUUUUUAAAAAUUUUUUGUAAAGGUGCUGCAUUAAUUUCAUCACUUUAGAAUCAAAACCAUAUUCAGCAUUUCAGCUUUCUGAUAUAGAAUGAGUUGGCUUCAGUGGCCUGUAGCUUUUUCUUUCACAAAAUUUCAUAAUUGCUUCUGGCCACAUCGUCCUGUUGCUUCCUUAGAAUUAUGAAUAAUAAGGCAAGUUCUUAGAAUUGUGAAAAGAAAUGAGGAAAGAACAGGAAUCAUAGGAGGGUUUUUUUUUUUUUUUUGGUCCUCUUUAUACAUUUCCAUACAGUCCAGGUCUGCCCCUUGUUGUGGCCUAUAUUUCACAUUCAACUACAUGUCAACUGUAACUGCAUGAUCACAGUUGCAUCCAAUGUAAUUAGAAACCCAUUGAAAACAAUGUUGCUCUUCUCCCUCUCUAGCAAAGUUUCCCAUGAUUAUAUAUUCUUCUAGAAUAUUUAAUGAAUUCAGCAUCCUUUUCUAGCACAACAAUCAAUCUAGGGAGUUAAUCUGAUCAGUUGAACAGCAUCUCAGGAUUUAGCAAAAGUUUGGCACUUUCAAAAACUACUCAUUCUGAGUGUUGGUGACAAUCACACUGGUUAUGGGAAUUGCUGUUCUUUUCCUUGCCACAUGGUGUCAUUCUUCUGUGGGCUUUAACAAUUUUUUCUUCCAGGUUGCUGGCAGUAUAUAUUACAUAUUAUAUAUAAUAUAUUAUCUCCUCAUCUCCAAUCUUUAGAUGUACAGAUGUCAUACUCUUAUGAGCUUUACUACAAGAGACAAAAAAAUAUAGAGUGGAGGUGACAGUAAUUAGGUAACUCAGGAGAUCUUUAAUAAAGAUUUAAUCCAUCAUUGCAAUGCAUAGUUCUAAUUCUAUACUGAGAUAUACAACUGUUAGUUCAUCUGAAGGAUACCACAUCCUAAUCCAAAUGCAUGUUUCCCCACUUUCUGGAAGCCUGGGGAAAAGGGUUAACUCAUGAAAAAUGGUUUUUUCCUCCCCUUUCCUUUCCCCCACCUUUUUUUGCUGGUUCCACUGCACAGGCAACAAUAUAUCUUACUCCCCCUCUCAAAUCAACCCAAAUUUUUAUGGAUCCUAGCUUUCCCUUCAUUUGCUGAAGGAGAACUAAUUAUAUCUCCUAAAAUAUGUAGAGGGGAAGAGCAACAUCUUCAUGCCCCUCUUUUUUGGGUGGGUGGGUAUGCGGAAGGCAUGGGUUACAGUACCAUCAUUCUGUAUAAUCUGACUCCAUCUGGAGCACUUUAUGCCUGCAGGGACACUUAUGCAAAGUUGCACUUUUGCUUUCCCUCUCAAACUCCAGCAUGCAAGCUUCACAGCAAUAACUACCUAUUUCAGGAGAGAUUAGAUAUGCAUGGACAAAUUUGUUCAGUCUCAACUUGGAUGAAACAAAAUCCUCAACCACCUUUAGCAAUACUACGGCCAUGUCCCUACUGUCCAUCCCAAACUUGCUGUAGACUAGAUAUGCUUAGAAGCCCAGUUUUAGGCUACCAUUGCUUUCCCUAUAAUUUAAGAAAAAUUAAAAUUAUUGCAGCAAAUGCUCAGAAUAGCACAAUUCUUUAUGCCAUGUCUGGGAGCAAGGGGAAAGGUGUGGGGAGGGAGGGUUAGUAAAACAACUGAAUGUGGAACUUAAUUGUUUUCUUAAAAUGCCUUGAAUCCUGUAGAUGAGCCACAAUGCUCUACAUGACUUGUUACUUUGUAUACAUUAUUUUUAUAUAUGGUGUGUAAAUUGCAUUUAAUCCAAAGCAAGUUAACAAAUGAGAGAAUAUAAUACAUGUAUUGUAACAAUGAAAAUUAUGUUCUUGGUGUUGGGAAGUACACUGGGCUCAGAUUUUAAAGACAGGAAAAAUUCAAAAUUGCACUACAAAAAAUCCGUCAAAGAGGAAUUAAUACAAUUUGCAAUAAUAUCAAGGUGUCCACAGAUACAUCCUAUGAUCAUAAACUCAUGGCAGCUCAGAAUUCUGUUCAAGAUGUAGGAUAAGCAAAAGUGCUUAGAGACUACACAACUUGGUACACUUGCCCUACAAAUCAUCUUUCUGUCUGGUUUUUAAAUAAUGACUCUUCAUAGUCUUCUCAAGCUUCAUACCCUCUAGAUGAUAUGGUAGAGGAAAACUACCCAAGUGAAUAGUAUAACAAGUACCUAUUUUACCACUAACAGCAAAAAUUGCCUCCUCAUUCAUUGUCACGUUGAGUUCACAGGCUGUUUCUCCUCCUACUCCUACCCCACCCCCCAAAAGAAUAAAACCAUCAGUUUAGGUGGCAUGUAAAAGGUGUUGCAACUUAGUUCAAAUGCAGGUGGCUAUAUCCAUGAGCUUUUUCUCAGCAGAUAUAGUUUGCCUUUCAGAAUGUGUUUUCAACUUCCCAGUUCAGCCAAGGAAAUAGAAACAUUUUUUUACUGCAAACAUAUCUGAUAGUUGUUAAUCCAUGAUGAUAAUAGAUUCAGAAUGAUUUCCCUCCGAGUAUUACAUGUCGCAUAGAUAAAUUGAUCUGAUCACUUUCAGAAAUUAAAUAUUUGAGAGACUAACCUUUGCUGUGAUACUACAGUUUUGCUUACUGUAUAUAACUAGUCUCAGAUUACUCUACUAUUGUGAUUAAAAUCUGUACAGUA
Molecule: messenger RNA, 7504 nt
Organism: Pantherophis guttatus
Lineage: Eukaryota; Metazoa; Chordata; Lepidosauria; Squamata; Colubridae
Gene: FMNL1
Product: formin like 1
Biological process (GO): regulation of cell shape; cortical actin cytoskeleton organization; cell migration
Cellular component (GO): cytosol
Molecular function (GO): small GTPase binding; actin filament binding
Source: RefSeq, a predicted model, not a curated record